Messenger RNA from Musa acuminata subsp. malaccensis (wild Malaysian banana), 883 nucleotides. RefSeq names its product PRA1 family protein B2-like. Gene Ontology annotation, biological process: vesicle-mediated transport. NCBI's taxonomy places the organism in Eukaryota, Viridiplantae, Streptophyta, Magnoliopsida, Zingiberales, Musaceae. The record is from RefSeq and is a predicted model, not a curated record. Gene Ontology annotation, cellular component: endoplasmic reticulum; Golgi apparatus.
UGGACGGACCCAAUUGAGACUCGCUUUGGUUUCUGUCGAUGGCAUCCGCUGCGCCGCCCAUCCUCCCCGUGUCCUCCGCGGGCGGCGGCGGGGCCGCCACUGCCUCCGCCCCAGCGAUCUCUGUCCCCGCCCUCCGCCUAUUCCUCUCCCGGCUCUCCGACUCCGCCCGCCGCUCCCUCGCCCACCGACGCCCCUGGUCGGAGCUCCUCGACCGCACCGCCUUCGCCCGCCCGGACUCCCUCUCGGACGCCGCCUCCCGCCUCCGCAAGAACCUCGCCUACUUCCGCGUCAACUACCUGGCGCUCCUCGCCGCAGCCCUCGCCCUGUCCCUGCUCUCCCACCCCUUCUCCCUCCUCCUCCUCCUCGCGCUCCUCGCCGCCUGGGCCUUCCUCUACCUCUUCCGCCCCGCCGACGCCUCCCCGCUCGUCCUCUUCCGCCGCCCCUUCUCCGACCGCGAGGUCCUCGCGGGCCUCGUCCUCAUCACCCUCCUCGUCGUCUUCCUCACCUCCGUCGGAUCCCUCAUCGUCUCCGCACUCACGGUCGGCGCCGCCAUCGUCUGCGUCCAUGGCGCCUUCCGGUUGCCGGAGGACCUCUUCCUGGACGAGCAGGACCCUGGGGGGCCCGCCGGCGGCCUCUUGUCGUUCCUCGGCGGGGCCCCGGCCUCCUCCGGCCCCGCCGUCCUCGUCUGACGUGGAUCUGGUGAGCACAAAUAGUUAAUUCUCGGAUCUAGGGUUUCCUUCUACUCCCGCAUUCUUCUUGAAACUGAUCGACAUUGAAUCCUUCGAUGGAUGGUUUGCUCGUUCUUUCCGUUACUUGGUUUAGAUCUUGAACUUUGUUAACGCGUUCUAUCUAUAAUUUCUUUUAGAUCUGCUAAAUUUGUUGA